Nipponia nippon (crested ibis) is the source of this 1574-nucleotide messenger RNA. It is a transcript of the gene SLC7A5, whose product is annotated as solute carrier family 7 member 5. Gene Ontology annotation, biological process: amino acid transmembrane transport; neutral amino acid transport. Gene Ontology annotation, molecular function: neutral L-amino acid transmembrane transporter activity; L-amino acid transmembrane transporter activity. The record is from RefSeq and is a predicted model, not a curated record. NCBI's taxonomy places the organism in Eukaryota, Metazoa, Chordata, Aves, Pelecaniformes, Threskiornithidae. Gene Ontology annotation, cellular component: membrane.
GGGGCGGGCGGCGGGGCGCAGGAGACCGCCUGCACCCGCUCGCCCUCGCCCUGCGGCUCCGCCGAGGGCGAAGGGGUGACCCUGCAGCGCUCCAUCACGCUGCUCAACGGCGUGGCCAUCAUCGUGGGCACCAUCAUCGGCUCCGGCAUCUUCGUCACCCCCAUCGGCGUGCUGCGGGAGGCCGGCUCGCCGGGGCUGUCGCUGGUGGUGUGGGCCGUCUGCGGGGCCUUCUCCAUCGUGGGUGCCCUCUGCUAUGCUGAGCUGGGUACCACCAUCACCAAGUCUGGCGGGGACUAUGCCUACAUGCUGGAGGUGUACGGCCCUCUGCCCGCCUUCCUCAAGCUCUGGAUAGAGCUGCUCAUCAUCCGGCCCUCCUCGCAGUACAUCGUGGCUCUCGUCUUCGCCACCUACCUGCUCAAGCCCAUCUUCCCCACCUGCCUGGUGCCCAACGAGGCUGCCAAGCUGGUGGCCUGUCUCUGUGUCCUGCUCCUCACGGCAGUGAACUGUUACAGCGUGAAAGCCGCUACUCGUGUGCAGGAUGCCUUUGCUGCGGCAAAACUGCUGGCGCUGGCUCUGAUCAUCAUUCUUGGCUUCGUGCAGCUUGCAAAGGGUGAUGUGACAAACCUGACUCCUGAGAACUCCUUCAAAGGCACAAAAGUAGGCGUGGGGAACAUCGUAUUAGCUUUGUACAGCGGUCUCUUUGCCUACGGAGGAUGGAAUUACUUGAAUUUUGUGACAGAAGAGAUGAUAAAUCCCUACAGAAACCUGCCUCUGGCUAUCAUCAUCUCACUACCUGUAGUCACUUUGGUUUAUGUGCUGACAAACUUGGCUUACUUCACGACCCUGUCGACGGACGAGAUGCUGACGUCCGAAGCCGUGGCUGUGGAUUUUGGGAACUAUCACCUUGGUGUCAUGUCCUGGAUCAUACCCGUCUUUGUUGGCUUAUCGUGCUUUGGAUCUGUUAAUGGAUCUCUCUUCACUUCUUCCCGGCUGUUCUUCGUGGGAUCCCGAGAAGGACACUUGCCGUCAAUCCUGUCUAUGAUUCACCCCAGGCUUCUCACUCCCGUGCCGUCCCUCAUCUUUACGUGCAUCAUGACCCUGCUCUAUGCCUUCUCCAACAACAUUUUCUCAGUCAUCAACUUCUUCAGCUUCUUUAACUGGCUGUGCGUGGCUCUGGCCAUCAUCGGCAUGAUGUGGCUGCGUUACAAGAAGCCAGAGCUGGAAAGGCCCAUCAAGGUGAACAUGUGCCUGCCCAUUUUCUUCAUCCUGGCCUGCUUGUUUCUCAUUGCCGUUUCCUUCUGGAUGACGCCAAAGGAAUGUGCGAUUGGCUUUGCAAUCAUCUCCAGUGGGAUCCCUGUUUACUUCUUCGGGGUCUGGUGGCAAAACAAGCCCAAGUGGGUUCUCCAAGGCAUCUUCUCCGCAACAGUCCUCUGCCAGAAACUGAUGGAAGUGGUUCCGCAAGAAUCAUAAGCGGGAAAAGCAGAGACAUUCAGCUCAAGGAAACGCACAAUAUUAUUUUAAGACGACACAAGGAGAAAACGCUUCUGAUCCCUCGUAAACGAAACCUAGGCACU